AUGGCGAAGGGUACACGCUCAGUCUUCAAGCCUUCGGCGGCCAAGAUUGAUCCAGCACUAGAUGCGCUGUUUAGCAGUAGUACCGGUCCUGCGCCGCCCAUUGCCGCCAACACCCGCAAGCCAAAACGUACUCAACCCACUCCAGAAUCCAACAACGACGAUGAGGACACUUCGUCAGGCAAUGGAGCCACGGACGAAGAUGCCGGUGACGAGGAGGUAGAGAGCGAGCUCGACGCAAGUGCGGACGAGAGUGAAGAUAACGAAGGAGAGGUCAAGGAUGCGGAUGAGGUCAUGCAGGACGCAGCGCCGCUGGGCGUAGACGCCGUGCCUACACACUCGGAGAAGAAGCGGAAGAGAAAAGACAUUACCGAUGACCUUGAGGACCGACAUAUGCGGAAGCUCAUGCGGGACAACAAAGACAAGGAGCCCUCCAGCAAAAGGCAAAGGGGCGUGGACGGCGAGUCGAAAGAAUCCGGCGUCAAGGGCCUCGCCGGCUCUGCUGAAGAAGACAGCGACGACGAUGCUCGACCGGUACACGAAUCGCUCGCUAAGGAUGCUCAGCCUGCAGACAUCGAAAAGGCCAACAGGACGGUAUUCCUGGCAAACGUUUCUACCGAGGCCGUGUCGUCCAAGGAGGCGGUCAAGACACUUCGAGCCCAUCUUUCUUCUAUCCUUGAUGAAACAGCAAGCCCCAAGGAGAGGAUAGAAUCGAUCCGGUUCCGGUCCCUCGCAUUUUCGUCUCUGGCACUACCCAAGCGAGCCGCUUACAUCACCGGAUCGCUCAUGGACGCCACAACCAAGUCUUGCAACGCGUAUGUUGUGUAUUCCACCCCUACCGCGGCGCGCAAGGCCAUCUCCGGCCUCAACGGCACCAAAGUUCUAGAGAGGCAUCUACGAGUGGAUAGUGUCGCCCAUCCCGGAAAGGUUGAUCACCGACGAUGCGUCUUCGUCGGUAACCUUGGGUUCGUUGACGAUGAAACCGUGCUCAAUACCGAUAAAGAGGGCAAAACAAGCUCCAAGAAGCGCUACAAGAUUCCCUCGGACAUCGAAGAGGGCUUUGGCGCGUUUUCGGGGAGAAGGCCGGCAAGGUUGAAAACUUCUACGACACCAACCACGUCGAGGCAGCUCUCUUGCUCGACGGCAAAAGUUUCCCCCAUGCUCCCGCGUAACCUCCGCGUAACCCGUGCCAAGAACCCCCAAAAGACGGCGUUGGCGAUGCAGAAGCGUGUUGUCGCGCCGGCCAGGGCCACGUCCGCGCCCGGCAGCGCAAAGUACAAGCCCAAGGUAACGCCCGAGGCACAAUCCAUGGCCGGCCGCGCGUCCAAGCUCCUCGGCUUAGCGGGCGCGGCGCGGCAGGCGUUGGGGGCCAAGAAAGGAUUCACGCCGAGGGCCGGUCCGAACGUGGGAGACGAUAUCAAGACGCCAGAGCAGAUUGUGUUUGAAGGCAGGCGGGCCUCCGCCGGCGACGGCCUCAAAUUGGGGAAGCGGCCGAAAUUCCGAAAGUCGGGCCCCAAGAAGCUGCAGGGGAAGCGUUCUCAGCGCUCCGCGACCUGGAAGAAGAAGAAAACAUCGGGCGGCAGUGACUGA
Parascedosporium putredinis is the source of this 1587-nucleotide messenger RNA. Lineage: Eukaryota; Fungi; Ascomycota; Sordariomycetes; Microascales; Microascaceae. The record is from the annotation of a GenBank genome assembly.